This is a messenger RNA of Xiphias gladius (swordfish), 1226 nucleotides long. RefSeq names its product N-ethylmaleimide-sensitive factor attachment protein, gamma b (gene napgb). Gene Ontology annotation, molecular function: syntaxin binding; soluble NSF attachment protein activity. Gene Ontology annotation, cellular component: vacuolar membrane; SNARE complex. The record is from RefSeq and is a predicted model, not a curated record. The transcript is spliced from 12 exons. Gene Ontology annotation, biological process: intracellular protein transport. The coding region runs from base 93 to 1028 and encodes 311 amino acids. NCBI's taxonomy places the organism in Eukaryota, Metazoa, Chordata, Actinopteri, Istiophoriformes, Xiphiidae.
GGAGUUCAUAUUAAUCCAAACAUCGAGACAGGAACAUCUACAGCGAUUUAUCGACAACAAAUUCUCUGUAGCCCAUCGAUUUAAUUAACAGCAUGGCUGCGCAGAAGAUAAACGAAGCUCAUGAGCACAUAGCUAAAGCGGAGAAAUGCUUAAAGACAAGUCUGACAAAGUGGAAGCCUGAUUAUGACAGUGCUGCAUCAGAAUACGCCAAAGCAGCCGUGUGCUUCAAGAAUGCCAAACAGUAUGACCAGGCAAAGGAUGCUUACCUGAAGGAGGCUGAAUAUCACACCGAAAACAAGGCGCUUUUUCAUGCUGCAAAGGCUAUUGAACAGGCAGGUAUGAUGAUGAAGGAACAAAAGAAGAUGCCAGAGGCCAUCCAGUACAUAGAGAAAGCCUGUAUGAUGUACAUGGAGAAUGGGACUCCUGACACUGCUGCAAUGGCUCUGGACAGGGCUGGAAAACUGAUCGAGCCUAUAAACCUGGAGAAAGCCGUGGAUCUGUAUCAGAAGGCAGCCGGUGUGUUUGAGAAUGAGGACCGUCUGCGUCAGGCUGUUGAACUGCUGGGCAAAGCCUCCAGACUUCUGGUCAGGUUAAAAAGGUUGGAUGAAGCAGCAGUUGCUCUGCAGAAAGAGAAGAACAUGUAUAAAGAGAUUGAGAACUUCCCCAUGUGCUUCAAGAAAACAACUGCCCAAGUGCUGAUUCAUCUUCACAGAGGGGACUUCGUAGCAGCUGAUAAAUGUGUCAGAGAAAGUUACAGUUUGCCUGGCUACAGUGGAAGUGAGGAUUGUGUUGCCAUGGAGACACUGCUGCAGGGCUACGACGAGCAGGACGAGGACCAGGUCUACCGCGUGUGCAACUCACCUUUACUGAAGUACAUGGACAAUGAUUACGCCAAGCUGGCCAUUUCCCUGAGGGUACCCGGAGGAGGAGGGAAGAAGAAGAAGGCCGCGGCUGCUCCACAGGGUGGCGCUGGUGGUGCACCAGCUGCUGCUGAAGAGGAGGAUGAUUAUGAGGGCGGGCUGUGUUAGCCUUCAGCCUCCAGAGUGGCCACUCUACCCAUCUGCUGCUCCACCACUACACACUCUGCAUAUGAGUUAAAAAACCCCGAGAAAUCCUCAAGCUCUGAAGCCCAAACAGGCGGCUUGUUUGAUCUUUACUGUGCAAAAAGUUAUAACAAAAAAAAAAAAAAAGCAAAUUAAAAUCCCCAACAGUUACAGUAGGUGUUG